UAAGGCAGCGCUUUCACUUCAACUUCCUUUUCCGGUUUUUCUAUACGAUAUUGGUGAAACACCAUGUCAGAACAGAAAGCACCAACACCUAACCCCCCAAAGAAGUCGGGGAGGUUGUACUGCAAGGCCGUAAUGACUGGCUACAAGAGAGGUCUGCGUAAUCAGUAUGAACACACGGCCCUUCUGCGCAUUGAGGGAGUCACUGAAAUGAAGGAUACUGAAUUCUACCUUGGCAAGAGAUGUGCAUACGUCUACAAGGGAAAACAUAAGACUGCCUGUCCCGGACACGAAAAGGCUAGCAAGCUACGAGUGAUCUGGGGGAAAAUUACCCGCUCCCACGGAAACAGUGGGGCUGUACGCGCAAAGUUCAACAGAAACCUGCCCGCCACUGCCAUGGGCAAGAGAGUCCGAGUGAUGCUGUACCCAUCAAGAAUAUAGAACUGUUAUGCCGUGUACAAAGAAAAAAAAUAAAAAGAGAAAAUAA
Molecule: messenger RNA, 484 nt
Organism: Mya arenaria
Lineage: Eukaryota; Metazoa; Mollusca; Bivalvia; Myida; Myidae
Product: 60S ribosomal protein L35a-like
Exons: 5
Coding region: 64-438 (124 amino acids)
Biological process (GO): cytoplasmic translation; ribosomal large subunit biogenesis
Cellular component (GO): cytosolic large ribosomal subunit; ribosome
Molecular function (GO): structural constituent of ribosome
Source: RefSeq, a predicted model, not a curated record